Messenger RNA from Colletotrichum truncatum, 1197 nucleotides. NCBI's taxonomy places the organism in Eukaryota, Fungi, Ascomycota, Sordariomycetes, Glomerellales, Glomerellaceae. The record is from RefSeq and is a predicted model, not a curated record.
AUGCUUACGAUGCGGACAUUGCGGUUUGGGAUUUUGGCGCUGUUGGUUUCUGGGACCCAUGGUCAAGAGCAGCAACAGGCCAGGCUAAGCACCGAGACAGACGGUGUUGACGGUCAUGAGAUGAAGCUGGUCGCAUACAUAACUCCAUCGGACCAAAAGUCCCGCUCACUGGCGGUGGAAUGGGACACGGCGCGCUCCAAGUCCGAUUUCCGUAUGGAAAUAAUCGACGACUGCCCUCAAGACCAGCGAUGCCCUGACCUCGCGCCUGAAGCAUACCCCGUCAUCAGGCUCUUUCGCGGCAAGGAGCAGAUGGUGGAUUACCCCGGCCCGCGCACCAGCGACGAGUACGUCCCUAUCCUCCUCGUUUGCCAACAUACUAACAUGACCAGGAUCGUAAAGUUCAUCAACAGAGCCAAGCAGUCGUCUCAGAAACCAAAAAAGCUCACGGCAGAGGAAUUCGAGGCUUUCAAAAACGCAGAUGACUUCGUCUGCAUCGCUAACCUAGAACCCUCCGAGACGGUCGUUAGAAAGGCAUUCGAGGCUCUUUCAAAAAAGUACUGGGCCGAAUUUACAUUCGGCGUUAUCGAAACCGCGGAACAAGAACCAAAAGUGGUGUGUCACAAACAAGACGAUGACAGCACACACGCACGCUCCUUCACAGAACCAGACGGGCUAGAAACCUGGCUCAUCGAAGCUUCUCGUCCCGUCAUCGCGGAACUCACGCCCGCAAAUCACCAACGUCUCCUGAACAAGCGCGGCUGGCCAAUGAUCUACAUUUUCUCCCCGACGCCCACCUCCCGCGCCGACAUCCGCGCGCAGCUCCACGCCUUCGCAAAGAGCCACUACUCCUCCCUGACCGCCGCAACGGUCGACCCGGCCUACUUCCCUUCCCUGCCCGGGAAACUCGGGCUCAGCCCCGCAGAAGACGGAUACCCAGCAGGCGCGGCCCACCAGCUCUCCAACGGGAGGAUAUACCCGUACCCCAAGGGCAGAGGGUUCACGCCCCGCGAGCUGCAGGGUUGGGGACUGGAUGUGUGGCAAGGGCGAGUGAAGCCGUGGGCGCCGCCUGGACAGGAGGCGCCCGGGGAAGAUGAAGGCGGCGGCAACGUGAGAGUAGUCACGUCGCAUAAUGUGAGAAUCAAGAACAUCCCGGGGCUCAAGAUUAAAAUUGCGGGGAGGGAGAGAGAUGAGCUGUGA